Molecule: messenger RNA, 3065 nt
Organism: Menidia menidia (Atlantic silverside)
Lineage: Eukaryota; Metazoa; Chordata; Actinopteri; Atheriniformes; Atherinopsidae
Source: the annotation of a GenBank genome assembly
AGACCAAAGUUUAGAAAGUGUGUGUGAGGGCAGUUUUGAGAGAGCCCUGUCCCCAUAGGAAGACAAAAGCCUGGGUGUUUAUAGACUUUUUACUCUAAUGUGGAUUAUUUGGAGCUAAUUCAACUGGAUUAAUGGGAACCUUGUUUUUGUCUUACCUCUGAGUCUUUGUUAGCUUGGUUUUGGAAGUCUAUCACUUGCAAAGUCCGUUUGAUAGGCACCAAGCUACCCUGUUCAUCGAACCCAGCAAUAAGCGUGUCCGUGUUCUCGGCAGGGUGACGUCGCUAGCAAACCUCAUCUCUCCGGUUAAGAACGGGGCUGUCCGGCGCUUUGGCCAGACCAUCCAGGCUUCUUUCCGGAGUGAUGCCAAGUCACAGGGUGUUCCCCACAAGCCUUGCAGCAAGGUUGCAGCCCCCACACCACCUAAAAGAAGGAACAGCACUCUGUGGUCAGAGACUCUAGACAUCCACCAGAAGGGAACCUUUUCCACCAAAGAGAUCAAGCGGCAAGAGGCCAUAUUUGAGCUGUCUCGCGGAGAACAGGAUCUGAUUGCAGACCUCCAGCUUGCACGCAAGGCAUAUCAUGACCCUAUGCUGAAGCUUUCUAUCAUGUCUGAGGAGGAGCUCACCCACAUCUUUGGUAAUCUUGAUGCCUACAUCCCCCUACAUGAAGACCUGCUGGCCCUGCUCUCUAAAGCCACUGGGCCAGAUGGGACAGUAGGCCAAAUAGGACAGAUUGUUGUAAACUGGCUUCCCCGACUCAAUGCCUACAAGGACUACUGCAGCAAUCAGCUGGCAGCCAAAGCACUGCUGGACCAGAAAAAACAGGACCCUAGGGUGCAAGAUUUCUUACAACGUUGCCUUGAGUCUCCCUUUAGUCGGAAGCUUGAUUUGUGGAGUUUCUUGGACAUCCCUCGCUCUCGUUUGGUCAAGUACCCACUCCUGCUUAAAGAGAUAUUGAGACACACUCCAGCAGAACAUCCUGAUGCUUGCAGCUUGGAGGAAGCAAUCACCAUCAUUCAAGCUGUUUUGUCAGACAUCAAUAUGAAGAAGGGAGAGUCUGAAUGCCAGUUCUACAUUGAGAAGCUGGAAUACCUUGACGACAGGCAGAGGGACCCUCACAUUGAGCUGUGCAAAAGCCUGCUCUGUCAUGGAGAGCUGAGAAACAAAAGUGGAACUAAGUUACAUGUGUUCUUGUUCACCGAGUUGCUGGUCCUGACUCGUCCAGUCACCAGAAAUGAGCGCCAGUGUUUCCAAGUUUACCGACAGCCUAUUCCUGUGCAGGAUUUAGUGUUGGAAGAAUUGCAGGAUGGAGAUGUUAGAAUGGGUGGCUCCUUCAGAGGUGCAUUCAGCAAUGCAGACAAAGCCAAGAACAUUUUUCGUGUACGUUCCCAAGACCCAAGUCAAGCACAGUCCCAUACGCUGCAGGUCAAUGAUGUCUUCCACAAGCAGCAGUGGCUUAACUGCCUACGCAGUGCCAUUUCCGUCCAUCGGCCUUUCAGUGAGCCCUACACCCCUAGCUCAACCACAACCAAUGCCUGCUUCAAGCGCCGCCCUUCUUCUGCUUCUGCCAUCAUCCACAUGGAAAAACAAGAUGAGAAUUUCCCCCAGAGAAGCUCUCGAUCUGCGCCCUGCUCACCAUGCAACAGCACAACCCCAAGUCCCACCACAAUGUCCCCUUCUUCCUCCUCAUCAUCUUCAUCUACAACAUCAUUAUCAUCAUCAGCAAGUUUGUCAUCUCCAAUCCUCGUAUCCAGAGCACACAAAACCAAAAAGGAGAAAAAGUCUUUAUGUUCUUUAGGAAAAAGAAAAGAGACAAUGGUGUGAAGUUGCCGGAGAAAAUGGACUUUUUGUACAUAAGAGAAAUGCAGGACUUGUAUUUAUGUGUGUGCGUGUGCGUGUGUAUUAUUACAACAGUGUUCUGUGUAACUGUCCUCUUUGGCAGCUAUUUACCUGGAUGCAGAGCAAGAAACAAACAGACUUUUCACACAUGUAACGGUCACACGUUUGUUGAUUUCUUGAUAAAGGAAGUGGAGCACUCAAUCCUGUUUACUACUAAUUAUAUAUUUAAGCAUUAAUGUAGACCUUCUUCGGGGGGGUUAAUGAAAGUUUUACAUUUUUACAUUCAAAUAAUGUGUAUUGGUUAUUUUAGGUACUAUAAAGCAACACUGUUAAAGCUUUUUAAGGGGUGUUUAUGAGAUAAAAAGACAGGAGGUGAUUUCCCUGAUAGGUUAAGACCAACAACACAAAACUAGGAAUAAAUCUGAGUACAUGUUUUAUUUUGAUACAUUCCUGAAAUACCUGUUUGUUUGUUUUUUGGGGGGAGGGGGGGUUGCAUUUUUUUUACUUCGACGCUGUUGUAUUUUUACUGCAGAGGCAUUCAUUUAAGUCCAAUUUCUCACCAAGAGGUGCAGAAGGAACCUUUUAUUUGAUCAUAUAAAAAAAAAAUCACAAUUUCUUUUUUUAAAGAUUCAAACUGAGCCAUGUGGGUUUUUUAUCUUCUUUUCUUUUAUUGUUUUGUAGAUGACAUUGAUCACUUUUCAGUGAGACAUCUUGCAUGGAGCUUUGGUUGUGUACACUGCUCAGUUGUCCAUGCAUCUGUCAUUGGUGACAGGAUCGCGAAAUAUGUGAAAGAUUACGAAAAGAAUGUUGUUGAAGGGUGAAGAGAAAAGAGAAAUGAAGGAUUAAGAUGCGUUUAAGCUUUGAAAUAGAUUGUCAGGGUAAGUUGUCUUACUUCACUGCCUACUCAGGCUGAUGUAAAAACUUGCCCAAGGAUGUACAUUCCUAGAGUAAAGUAUUUGUGGAUGGAUAAAGUAUGUAGGGGUAGGUAGAAGAAAAUGGAUUUUGUAUGUGAAUGCAAGAUGUUGUUGAGAUGAAAAAAAGAGAAAAGAGCGACAUUGUUGCAAUGAACUUCGUGUAAUUCAAACAACAAUAAAGCUCUGUGGAAAAGUUACAACUGAACUCUUGAAGUGUGUGUAUUAUUGAAUCUGAUGUUUCUGAGCUGGCUAACAGAUAUGAUGUGACAAGGAUUGGCAGCUAUUACCACAAAAAAGGGGCACAGAAGGCUGC